AGUAAAGGAGUCGGUCCGGUCCACCGUAUUCCGUGGCGUUGCGUUGUUAAACAAAAGAUUCUUCGUCUGUUGGUUAACCCAAAUCGUCGUUAUUUAAUUCAUAAAAUUAUUUGUGAAAAAAAAACAAAAAUACUAUCUUCUUUAAUUUCUCUCCCGUUUUCUUCUUCUUCUUGAUGUUGUUGCUGUUGUUUGUUCAACUAUCGACUGGCAGCAGACUCAUCAGUGAUUCAAAGGAAGCAUACAUUCCUCAGCAGUGAGGGUGGUGGGGAACAUUCGCGGAAUUAAAUCUUUUUGAACCACACGGGGAUAGUAUCAACGCUGUAAAUUACAAUCAGAUGCGGAAUGAAGGUUCAAAUGAGACUAGCACCAGAGCUAGUUACCACUCCAGUAAUUUACCUGAACCUGAUCUUGAGAAGCAGGGAAACAAUCUGGUGUUGCCUCAGGUGGAAAAGCUGUCAGGCUCUGUUAAGGAUCCGACCUGUGAGGCCAGUCCCACAUUGUUAACCAUCGAGGUAACAAAGGGUGAGUCUCAUGUAACCCAGCAGCCAGUAGCUCAAUUAUCAAAAGAUAUGGACUGUGUUAUGGAUGAAUUACCUCGUGUGACUCCUCAAAAGGGUUUUUUUUCGAGAAGCAGUAGUUCCGACGUGGAAUGCAGAGUUUGUCAACAGGAGAAGGAAGAAGGUCUUAUAGAUCUUGGGUGCCAAUGUAAAGGUGGUCUUGCAAAAGCACACCGAUCUUGCAUUGACAUGUGGUUUCGUACAAAAGGAUCCAACAAAUGCGAAAUAUGCCAAGCAGUAGCUGUAAAUGUAUCAGCUCCAGAGUCCCAGCCCAUUACAAAUUACUGGGUUUGGAGGGUUGAUCCAAGUUUUACACCACAUGAACGUCAGAGGGGUUGUUUUAGUCCACUAUGGGUGGCAUUCUCAAUUCUUAUUGGUGGUUUAAUGUUGGAUGUGUUGAUAUCCGUUACUCUUGGUGUCUCUGCACUGCCUGUUAACAUCAUAAUUGGUGUUAUUGUUGUACUAGGACUCGGAACUGCCCUUCGACUUGCCCUUGAAUUCUGCCAUGAGUGGAGUAUUAGGAGAGCCGUGCAAAGGGUAGAAGCAAAUGUGGCUCUUGGGCAUCAUCCUACUUUGUAGGUAAACCUUUAUAUAGUAAAAUUUGAGUCUACUAGCCAAUUACGUGGUUCUUGUUGUUUGCGUAUAUAAAGUUCAGCAUACCAUUGUUUGUUUCCACUCACAUUUAUACACCAUGAUACAGUUUGUAACGUUCCCCUUGAAGGGUUUGAGAAUUUAUAGUCAAAUUGGACAUGAAACUUUUUGAUUUGGA
Hibiscus syriacus is the source of this 1326-nucleotide messenger RNA. Its product is annotated as E3 ubiquitin-protein ligase MARCHF2-like. The coding region runs from base 336 to 1136 and encodes 266 amino acids. The transcript is spliced from 7 exons. NCBI's taxonomy places the organism in Eukaryota, Viridiplantae, Streptophyta, Magnoliopsida, Malvales, Malvaceae. The record is from RefSeq and is a predicted model, not a curated record. Gene Ontology annotation, molecular function: zinc ion binding.